Messenger RNA from Colletotrichum acutatum, 1187 nucleotides. RefSeq names its product pyrroline-5-carboxylate reductase. The transcript has 3 exons. Gene Ontology annotation, biological process: L-proline biosynthetic process. Gene Ontology annotation, molecular function: pyrroline-5-carboxylate reductase activity. The record is from RefSeq and is a predicted model, not a curated record. Lineage: Eukaryota; Fungi; Ascomycota; Sordariomycetes; Glomerellales; Glomerellaceae. Bases 91 to 948 code for a protein of 285 amino acids.
AUUCACUACACAUAUAUCAACAGCUCAUCUCCUCGCGUCGCAGAAUACUUCAACGUCAAUUAACUCAAUUGAAUCCAGACAGUACCAAACAUGGCUCCUGCUUUGGAAUCCAGCAAGAUUGCCUUCAUCGGCGGCGGCAACAUGGCCGCAGCGAUCAUCGGAGGCCUGGUCGCAAAGGGUAUCGACAAGCAGAACGUCACCGUCUCUGAGCCGUGGGAUGUGAACCGUGAGAAGAUGGCCGCCCUCGGAGUCAAGACCACCACCUCCAACGCCGAGGCCUUCGUCGGCGCCGACAUUGCCAUCCUGGCCGUCAAGCCCCAGGUCGCAAAGGGCGUUUGCAACGAGCUCGGCAAGGCCAUCUCGGGGCAGGAGAAGGUGCCUGUCGUCGUCUCCAUCGCCGCUGGCAUCACCCUCGAGGCCCUGCAGAAGUGGCUGGCGCUUGACGACGGCCGGUCCCCGCACGUCGUGCGCGUCAUGCCCAACACCCCUGCCCUGGUGGGCGAGGGUGCGUCUGGUCUGUUCGCGGGUAGCGAUGUGACGGACGACGAGAAGAAGCUGACCGAGGCCCUCAUGGCGAGCGUCAGCAAGGCCACGGAGUGGGUUGACAAGGAGGAGCUGAUUGACGUUGUCACAGGCUUGUCAGGAUCUGGCCCUGCCUACUUCUUCGCCAUGGUCGAGCACCUCAUUUCCAGCGCCGUUGGCCUUGGCCUCUCCCCUGAGCAGGCGAAGCGCUUGGCUACCCAGACCUGCCUCGGUGCAGGCAAGAUGCUCGUCGAGUCCCCCGAGGAGCCCAGCCAGCUUCGCAAGAACGUCACCAGCCCCAACGGCACCACACAUGCUGCCCUUCAGAGCUUCGAGGCAUCUGGCUUCCAGGAGAUUGUCAACAAGGCUGUCAAGGCUGCGGCGGAUCGCGGCGAGGAGCUCGGAAAGACUCUGGGCAACCAGUAAGGCAGUUGGACCAAUGGGGAAUCUGUCCUUUUUUCAGGGCAUUGAGACAUUUUAGGGAGGGUCCCAAAAAACAAGGUGCGCCAGGCAUUGCUAUAGAUAUUAAAAUGGGAGGCUCGGAAUAUGGCAAGGUUGAUGCACGAAUGGACGAGAUGAUAAUGAUCAAUAUUAGCUCAACAUGCAAUCCAAUAAAUCCGGUGGUUCAUAAAUCCUGCAAAUGAGCAAUGUUUAGCUGUACCAAU